Molecule: messenger RNA, 675 nt
Organism: Achroia grisella
Lineage: Eukaryota; Metazoa; Arthropoda; Insecta; Lepidoptera; Pyralidae
Exons: 1
Coding region: 1-675 (224 amino acids)
Source: RefSeq, a predicted model, not a curated record
AUGAGCAGUGGCAGUGAUUCGGGAGAAUCCCAGAAACAAAAUGUAAAUACAAAACGUCGACAUAGUUUAAAGACGAGUAAAUUUUAUUCGCCCCAAGUUAGAAUACCGCCAUUCUGGGCCGAAAAACCAGCAAUUUGGUUUGCGCAGGUGGAAUGUCAAUUUUUAGCAUGCGGUAUAACUGACGACGCGACCAAAUUCUUCCACAUUCUUGGUAAUCUGGACAGGCAAUACGCUUCGGAGGUAGAAGACAUACUCGUCGGACCUCCAGACUACCAGCGUCUGAAAGCGGAACUGAUAAAACGACUGUCGGUUUCACGCGAGAAUAAGGUGAAGCAGCUGUUGAUGCACGAAGAACUUGGAAACCGUAAACCAUCGCAGUUCCUUCGGCACUUGCAACAUCUGGCUGGACCCCAGGUUCCUGAAGAUUUUGUCAGGACGAUUUGGUCUAGCAGACUACCUGCGGGAAUGCAACCGAUCAUCGCGUCGCAGCCUACCCUAUCCCUGGACGCCUUGGCUGAGCUCGCCGACCGUAUUCACGACAUAGCACCAGUUUCACACCAGGUGGCAGCAGCUACAGCGCCUGCACCUUCACCAAUCGAGGAGUUAACCAAGCAGGUAGCCGCACUGACGAGACAAGUUAGUGCCCUUAGUGCUCACGCCCCGACCGAAGGAUAG